Messenger RNA from Rotaria sp. Silwood2, 1860 nucleotides. The record is from the annotation of a GenBank genome assembly. NCBI's taxonomy places the organism in Eukaryota, Metazoa, Rotifera, Eurotatoria, Philodinida, Philodinidae.
AUGGAGAAUUCAAAAUGUCUUGAAGACUUGCCUGAUGAAUUAUUACUUGAAAUAUAUACUUAUUUGAGUUCAUAUGACAUAUUAUAUUCCUUUGGAUAUCUAAAUUGGCGUAUACAAUGUAUCAUUGGCGAAUUCUGCUCUCAACUCGAUUUUUCACAUACUUCCUUGAAUCAAUUUCAAUAUAUGUGUUCGUCUUCAUUCUUAUUUUUUCUUCCACAACGUCUCACCAAGUUAACAUUGAGUAAUGGAUGUGCACCGGGUCAAAUUGAAAUCUUUCAAGAAAAUAUAUGCAAUAGUUAUUUGAAAGAAAAACUACCAUUCCUUACUUCAAUAUCACUUCUUGAUUUUGAAAAUAAUAAUAUAACUCUUUUAUCUCAAUUACUUUAUCUCGAAGAAUUGUUUAUUUCAUUUACUAGUUAUGAGAAAAUCAAAAGUUCAACUGAAACUCUUCUUCAGUUCUACCUAUUCACAAAGGAAAAUAAUUUUCGAAAAAUCACACUCGAUAUUGAGGAAGGAGUUCAUAUGAAACCUCAAAUCAAACCAAAUAUACAGUUACAAGAUUUAAACAUUCAUUUGUCAACUGUUGAUGAUUUAUUUGUUUUAUUUACAAUUGUACCUAAUAUUAAUCGUUUAUUCUUUAGUAUUGUUGAUGAUGUAUUACCAACGUUUGUUCCUCAGAUUCAAUUUUCAAUGGACAAUUUCCCUAAGUUUUUAAAAAUAUUAUUUAUGCAUACAGAACACAAGCAAGCAGUACCAUUUAAAACAUUUUUUAUACCAUUGGUGUAUAAUAUUCCUUCAAUUGAACAUCUAUCGUUUGGCUUAAAAACCAGUGAUCCUGAUUAUGCUGAUGCAACACUUUGGACAGAUCUUAUUAAUUCAAUGCCUCUUUUACCAACAGUCAUAUUUGGCUUAGAAAUUCAAAUAACAAUAACAUUACUUGAUCGUUUUGUUGUCUACACACAUGAUGAUCUUAAAAAAGCAGUUUUCGAUUUAUUCGUCCAAUAUUUACCAUCUGCUUCACUUAGUAUUUAUACGAAUCAAGAAACAUUGUAUAUUGAUACUGUUCCAUAUAGAUUUGAUCGUGAUACUGGCUAUACUACAUCACCUGAAGCCUUGCGUGCUCUUAAAACCAAUCCGAAAGUUGCACAGCAACCUUCUAAACAUAUUAUUGGGCUCAACAUGUCUGGAGAAUAUCUACCUAUAACAGCUAACGAUUAUAUUAAUAUUAUAUGUAGUUUCCCCGGUAUUAAAUAUAUCAAUAUUGAGUCAAUUAAUGUCAAACACGAACUUAAAGAAGAAAAUUCUGUGGCACUUCCAGUUUCGUUGAAACUGAAAUAUAUCUAUUCGUUGGCUUACAUGCGUUCAACAAAAUGUCAAGUUAAUAGAACUCUUUUUGAUUAUCUCUUUUACGGACAUCAACGACUUACAACCCUCACUAUGAUGUAUGGUGAUUUAAUCUAUUUAUUACGAACAGCAUCACCUCCACUAGACGGCAGUCACAUCACAAAUCUUACAUGUUGGUCUAGUGGACCAGAUGGAACUGUUCAGCUUAAUCAUUUGAAUUAUUUGAUCACUGCUUUUCCUCAUAUCGAAUACCUCAGCUUUGGAUUAACAUCGAGUAAACUCAUAAAGAAAAAACAAGUAGAAAUAAUUGAAAAAUUGAUUACAUCGUUCGAACGACUUCGUGUAUUUCGACUUUAUUCUUGUCGAGGUACUUUCAUAUUAACUCGAAUGUUAAUGGAUGAUCAGAAUAUGAGAUCAAAGUGGUUAUCUCGUGUCCAUGCGAGUGGAUCUGUACUCAUUGUUGAGCCGAAACAUUUGAGACUUUGGAAGUGCGAAUCUCAAAUAACUUAUUUUUGA